AUGGCCGACAGAGUUAGACUCAUUAUUCAGAAACGAACGUCGUUAAAAUCUCAAAUAACGACCUUAUCUAAUCUCCUCGAUAAAAACAAAAUCAAUGGUGCCGCGUUGAAACUCCGAAAUGAGCGUUUGACCGAGUUAUACCGUGCGUACGAGGAAUACAAUGACGAGCUCGCGUUAUUAGAGCCAAGCGACGCGCAUGAGGAAGAAUUCGCGAACAUUCAAGAGCGCUUCUACGCUCUCGCGGGCAGAAUAGACGACAUAAUAAAUGAGACCGCGACUUCAAGUGCAGGCAACAGCGUGUUAAACGACGACGAUCGGGCGCGAUCCGACAAUAGCGGGACCGCGACGGUUGCUAAAAAGCGACGAAUUAAGUUGCCAGAGGCCUCCCUGCCAAUGUUCAACGGUAAAUUCGAAAAUUGGCUGUCGUUUAAAAACGCGUUUAAUAACAUGAUAGGUUCGCAAACGGACUUGUCAGAAAUCGACAAAUUGCAUUAUUUAAAGUCGGCUCUAACCGGUGACGCAGCCAGCAAGGUAUCGAUCUUUGCCGUCGACGGAACAAAUUAUACAAAGGCAUGGGAGCUGCUUGAGCGUGCUUAUGAGGUAAAGCGAGUCUUAGUGUCCCGUCAUCUUUCGCUAAUUCUAAAUUUGCCCGUGUUAGAAAAAGAGACGACGAGCGGUUUAACCAAGCUGGCCGACGACGCGCAGCAACACAUUGCGUCAUUAAACGUGCUAGGUAUCUCUGUGGGAUCCGAGAUGGUCGUUCAUAUCCUCGAGAGUAAAUUACCGAAAGUGACCUUAGAAAAAUGGGAGCAAACUCUCGAAAGAGAUGAGCUUCCCAAACUCGAGGAAAUGUACGAGUUUCUGUACAAGACCGCGGUAUGCGCGUCUAAACGCGAGAGAGCCAAGGUAGCGGAAGCGGAGAGAUGCAAGGGCGAGCCUCCGAUCAAAAGAAAGCCGAAAUAUCCAGAAAAUAAGGCUUUCAUGCUAAAUGUCGCACGCAACUGUGUAGCAUGUAAAACACGGCGCCAUCCUCUAUACUUGUGCGAUAAAUUUAAACAAUUGCCGGUGCCUAAGCGCAUCGAGAUGGUGAGAGCCGCUAAAGUCUGCUAUAAUUGUUUGCAUUCUCAUCGAGAUCGCCCUUGCAAGUUCUCCAAUUGCACUAUCUGCCAAAAACGCCACAACACUCUCCUGCAUCGCGAGGAUUUUGCGGUAAAACCCGACGCGACAAGGGCUGACGCAACUCAGUCUUGA
Molecule: messenger RNA, 1251 nt
Organism: Wasmannia auropunctata (little fire ant)
Lineage: Eukaryota; Metazoa; Arthropoda; Insecta; Hymenoptera; Formicidae
Exons: 1
Coding region: 1-1251 (416 amino acids)
Source: RefSeq, a predicted model, not a curated record